Chilo suppressalis (striped riceborer) is the source of this 5404-nucleotide messenger RNA. Lineage: Eukaryota; Metazoa; Arthropoda; Insecta; Lepidoptera; Crambidae. The record is from the annotation of a GenBank genome assembly.
CAAACUGCUGUCUUAAGUUUUUGUAAGCAUGUAGUGGUGUCAAUUCUUCCAUGAUUAUCUCAUUCUAAACUUAAAUUUCACAACAGUCUAUCUUUGCCAUUCUCUGUACAGAAUAAAAAAGAGAGCAUGCCAGAAUCGACACCAUUACCAUGGUAGGAUGGCAGGCGUUAAAAUAGGAUGGCUAUGACAUAUGACAUUGACAUUUACACAAACGUUAAAAUAAUCCAGCAAGAAUCAGUCAGUGUUUACAAUUUUGCAUUUUUUAUAAUUAAUGGAAAUAAAAUGAACAAUUUUGAAGAAAACACCUGCAGGAUAUGUUUACAAAAUAAGGACACAUUAUUCUCCUUAUUUAGGAAAAUAAAAGGUUCUUCACCAUACGAAAAACUUUUAAACAAGACUAAACUGCAAUUGAAUGUCGUGUGGGGACCAUCAUCUAUUUGUUCACAGUGUUUAAUGGAAUUAGAUACAACAGUGAACUUUCUUGAUAAGUGUGAAAAGUCUAACGCGAUCCUCGCCGCCAAAUCUCCAGAAAUUGUUGAACAUUUAAACAGUGUUAGUGAACAUCAUGUUGAUGAAGAAGAAAUAUCGGAUUUGAAUGGUGAGAGCAAGGAAGCACCUAUCGAAGUAGACACGGCAAAGUGCCCAGAGUGCGGAUCUUUGCGGAGAUGCAAACACUGGGCACCGCUUAAAACACUUAUUUGUAAUUUUUGCCAAAAGGCUUUUACAAGGAAAUUCAAUUUGAAAUUGCAUCUCAAACGUCACUUGGGUGAAAAAGACUGGCCAUGCCCAAAAUGUGGGAUACGUCAGCUCACACAGUGGUUGGCACGAAGGCAUUGUGGACCGAGGCCCAGGCGACCUUGCCCAGUGGCAGGUUGUGAUAAAUCAUUCACCACUAAUACCAAUCUGAACAGUCAUAUCAGAACUCAUUAUGGGCAGAGGAUUAGGCGUGAAGCCGUACAUGUGCCCGGUGUGCGGGCGGCAGUUCGCGACGAACAAGCUCGCGGCCCACCUGCGAGCACACGCGGGCGCGGGGCACAGGGCGCACGCAUGCGGUUCGUGCGCGCGUUCGUUCGCGACUCACCGUGCGCUCGCGUCGCACUCGCUGACCCACGCUCCCCCCGCGCGAGAUCAUCGCUGCCCUCGCUGCCCCGCCGCAUAUCAGCACCCGCAGUCACUUAGGAAACAUCUGCGACAACGGCAUGCAGAUGCAGAUACCGAAGCCGUGAAUUGAAAUAAUCUUAAUAUUAAUGGAUUCAAAGAAACUGCAGGACUUGAAUACUAGUGUCCACCAGAAGACCCUGAAAUUAAUCAGACCGAAAUAUACUAAUUUGAUUAUAUUCGAUGUUAAGUCGACAAGUUUAACAAUGAUUUGCCAUGAAGGUGAAUAGGUUCCACCUGAUAUGUUUUUAUAUACACAAACGUAUUAAGUGAAAUCGCUCGCGGCGCUCGAUUCGCCUCGGUCAAGGUCGCCGCGACGGCCAAUCUCACUGAUUGCUCGCAAAAUAAAUUGUGUCAUCCGCAUUGUUUUCUUGUUUGAUUUCCUUUUUUAAUAGAUUACCAGCUGCGCGAUUGGGUCAAUAUUUUCUAUUUUGCCGUUUUGGAAGUGAUAUAAAGCAGAAUGUAACGCUGGUAAUAGGCUUGAUAUUAGGAGUUAUGUCUUUAUGUAACUCUUUCAUUACUAUAUUUAAUUUAAAUUUAAAAGUUUCUCUAUUGUUGCAAUAGUUAAAGUUUUGAGUAGAUAGUUGGCGGUGCAAUAUCGCCGGGGGCCGCCGUUGGCGCUGGCCGAGAGACAAAAAACAGCAUUUGGGUCAUUGCACUAUCUUGAAACAAGCCGCAGUUUCUCGCGUCGUUUUCUAUUUCGCAUCGCGCCCGCGCCUGGACCUUCACCCAUAUAGUCGACAGACGUUGUCGCUGAUUCGACGUGCCUUGAUCAAAAUUCGAAUUUCACGCAUCGACUCCAGUCGAAUCGAUCCAACAAAACUAGCAAUGAAAUCAAUUAUUUACGAAAUCGUUUAUUAAGAAACUUAGGUACAGUUCUCUUAUACUAAAGCGCUAAAUACAAAAAUAUAAACUAUUCAUGCCGUCGCGUGACAUCUUCGAAGGCGAGUCUCACGUACGAACUUUUACAACUAGAACAUCACAGGCAGUCGUUUCAUUUCUCGCUUUCUGCGUCUAUGGAAGCCGUUAUAUAAUACAAACAUACAAAAAAAGACUACAACUACAGAGCCACUUUUAUGAAGUUGGAAGGAGCGGUGGCUUCAUCUGAUUUAAAUAAAUAACUUAUGGCGGGUGCUUGCGGGAAGGGCGUCGGGUCACGUUUUGGGCGACGCGUGGGUGAUGAGGCCGGGGCUCGGCGACUCCACCUGCACGUUGGUGGCGCGCACGUAGUUGUUCCUGUAGCCGGUCUCGGUGACGCGCGCGUUGGGGCUCAGCUUGUCGGAGCGCUCGCGCUCGUCGGCGCGCUCCCCGCUCCCGGCCCGCUCGCGCUCGUCCGCUCGCUCCUUUUCGUCGGCCCUUUCCCGCUCAUCGGCACGCUCGCUGUCGUCGUCUUUGUGUUGCACGGUUAUCCUUUCGCUCUCGGAUAGCUCCUCCUCCUUCUCGUCUUCGAGCCGACCCGAUUCGUCCGUUCGCCCCUUGUCGUCGAGCCUCUCCCUUUCGCCUAUCCUUUCGGGAUCUUCGCGUAAUCGCUCGUGAUCGUCUAAGAAAUAGUCGACUUUCUCCGGUGCUUGUUCGAGACGCGCCAAGUCCUUAUCUUCCGCUGGGUCUGGGAUUGUCAAGCUUCUGAAAUACUUUUCUUCCUCCGAGAUAGGUAGCUUUCGACCGUAAUAAUCGUAGUCACCGGCUGUGAAUGGAUCUUCUUCUUUCACUUUUUCUUUUUGUUCUUCUUUUUCUUUGGUGGAUCGCGUCUUGCGACUCUUGCGGCGGCGUUUGCGUCUAACGGGCUUCUCGGUCUGAGGGUAGUUGGAACUAUCCUCGCCGUCUGUGUCGUUCUCCUGGUAAUAGUAAUUUUUCUCGCCUGAGUUUGCGACCUCCCUGCUGCUUCGAUCGUCAUCAUGGUCUGGUCUAUGACGGUGCGGUCUGUCAUAAUCUGAUCUAUCGUGAUGCGAUCCAUCGUCAUGAUCCAAUCUGUCUACUUCCGGUCUUUCGCGAUGUAAUUUUUUCGGCCGUUUCUCUUUGUAUAUCGGAGGCACUCUAACGGUCACCGUGUCGAUUUCGCCAGGGUUUUGUUCCGUGGGGGGAAGCACACGCGGUUUCAGCGGUCGUCGGGGAUCUUCGGUCGUCGUCGUCACUUCGGAAUCAUCCUCGGGUGCUUCGGGCUGUUGCAAAGGAAUACGGUUGGCUCUAGGUCGAUUGCGUUGUAAACUCUGGUGAGAGUUUGGAUUAUCGGAUCGCCUAAUUUGGUUAGCCAAGUUUCGAUCACCGAAAUGGACAUUUCUGUAGUCCAAAGGCGCCUGCUUCUUUCUGGGUAGAUUUUGCUUCUGUUUGGCAUCCCAGAAAUUACCCACCGCCGUGCCGAAAUCCUGCACCGCUUUCGUCCGAUCUCGGGACUCCUGAGCGUCCUCGUAAUCGUCCUCAUCGUCGAGGUUCUGAGCUUCGGGGACCUCGUCAUAAGCCAGGUAAUCGUCCUCCACCAAAGCGUUCUGGGGGUUCAGCCGACGCGCAUCCACAGCGUUGACGCGUUGCGCUACUCCGUUUCUCACAACGAACGCGUCGACGUAGACUCGCGGAGUGCGGGGUUCCUCCGGAGGCAACCUGGCGGCUCGCGGUUGAAUCGCGACGGGAGCGAUCGGCGCCGCGGCGAUCGCCGGAGUCGCUUGCAACUGCUGGGGUUGCGCUUCGACGGCGGCUCCCGGCGGGCCCGGCGUGCUUCUUAUGAAAUUGAAAUCGAGCCGGAAGUUCGAGGAGAUCCUUUCCAAGUUGUCUUUGGGAGGCGGGGGCGGAGGGGGCGCGCACGGAGCCGGGGUGGCGGGGUUGGUGGCGCGGCCCGCGCACGGGGGCGGCGGGGGAGGAGGGGGAGGCGGCCUCACCACCGGCCGGGGCCUGGGGCAUGGCGGCGGGGGCGGCGGGGGAGGAGGCGGGGGCGGGGGAGGCGGCAACUGCGCCCGGCACGGCGGGGGACCCACGGCCCGGGGCGCUCCACACGGCGGCACCUGAGCGGGGGCGGGCGCCGGCGCAGGCGCAGGCGCAGGAGCGGCCGCAGGCGCGGCUUGGAACGGCGCAUCGAUCCCCGGCACGGGCGCCAACGGCGGCGGGAACGGCGUCGCCUUCCGAGCGACGUUGUAGCCGAGCACGUCGGCGAGCCCCCUGAACACUAGAUCGCCGAAGGUCCGCUUCUUCCUGACGACCGGCUCGUGGUCGUCGUCGGUCUCGGCGAGGGUUUCGUCGGUCGCAUCGUCGAGGAUCACGGUCCUGUUGAGGAGAGGUCGGUCUUCGUCGACGUCGAUCGAGGAGUCAUUGAGGUUUCGCGGUUCUGCGAGGGUGUCGUUGGCGAGGGUGUCGUCGGCGAGGGUUGCGGGUGAUACGCAGGCCGCGGCCAAUAGCAGCAGCAGCGGCGCGGGCGGGCGCAUGGCGCGAGCGGAGUGUCGCGCGGGAGGCGGCGCGGGCCGGUUUUGUCGCGGCGGCGGUUGCCCAAGCGCGGACACGCUCCACUGCGCGCGCCCCGACUCCGAGCUCGCCUCUGGAGACGUUUCUGGUUCUUGGCUGGAUUUAAAUGUCACUAUUGAUGUGUUCAAAAUGUAAUUUUUAUACUAAUUAAAAAAUACAGUAGGUGCAUGAUAAUUUCAGCUUCUUACUGUGUCAAGAUUAUACCGACGCGGUUUGACGGACAGUUUUAUAUUUAUUAGUGUCGUUCUGAUGCCCCCACUUAAUUUUUUGCGAAUACGACAUCGCACAAGCGCAAAAUGUGCAUGCAUAUCUAUUGAGAUAAAUUGAGAUACUUCGGAACUGACAUAGGUACUAUGACAUCUUAAAAUAUUUUACAGAUACGUUUGCCUGAACGGCCUAAUUUGUCCCCUGCGUUUCGUUCCUCUUAGAUUAUUUCUCGAAUACUAGUGGAUGUCCGCGACUUCGUCCACGUGGAAAUAUUGGUUUCCCAAACUAACUUCCACCUCUCUUUUCACUCUCUCAAAGGAUAAUUUCUAGAAUACAAACGAUCCUAUGUCCUUUUUCGGGACAUAAACCUCCAUCUCGAUACCAAAUUUCAUUCAAAUCAGGUUUAUGUGUGAAGGGGUAACAGAAACACAGACACACGUUUGCAUUUAUAAUGAUAAUUUGGAUUACUUUCUGAAAGCUAUAAAUACAACCACCGAUCGUUGCUUCUAAUUUCCACUUUAGUAUUGGACCAUUAAUAUUGACGACCUCCUUGGCCGAGUGGUUUGUACGCCGGGUUUCAUGGUGUCGCCGA